AUAUAUAUAUAUAUAAAGAAAGAGAAUGCUAUAACUUGCCACGUGUUCGCCGGCUCUUUUCAGCUUAUACACUCUCUUUCUUUAAGCUCUACCUCAUCAUUCCUCCCAUGGCAGCAGCCGCUGGUUCUUCAGUCUCUAUGCAGGCUCGUCCUAGUGUGGCUGCAACCAGAAUCUCUAGUCUGAGGUCUUUUUCACUUCCAAACCAGAGAAAUUUCCUGUCCUUUAGGGUGCGGCCAGUUCCAGCUCGCCUUCAGGUUUCUUGUGCUGCCAAGCCAGGAACUGUGGAAAAGGUGUGUGAAAUAGUGAAGACACAGCUGGCAUUACCACCUGAAAUUGCUGUUACUGGCGAGUCAAAAUUUGCAGCCCUGGGAGCAGAUUCUCUUGAUACGGUUGAGAUUGUGAUGGGACUUGAAGAGGAAUUUGGUAUUAAUGUGGAAGAAGAGAGUGCCCAGAGCAUCAUAACAGUUCAGGAUGCUGCUGAUCUUAUUGAGAUACUUGUUGAGAAGAAGGGUGCUUAGAAGAAAUGCUCAUUACAAUUAGAAUUCUAUUUUCAAGCUUUUUGUUAGCCUGCUUUGGUAGUGCUAGGCAAUCUUGUUGUGAACUAUGUAUUCGCCGGUUUCACCUAGAAUAACUGGUAAAUUGCUCAAUUAUGAAGACCUUAAAUUGCUGAUUUGUCAAA
This is a messenger RNA of Hevea brasiliensis (rubber tree), 679 nucleotides long. RefSeq names its product acyl carrier protein 1, chloroplastic. Bases 108 to 518 code for a protein of 136 amino acids. The record is from RefSeq and is a predicted model, not a curated record. The transcript has 4 exons. Gene Ontology annotation, molecular function: acyl carrier activity. Gene Ontology annotation, biological process: fatty acid biosynthetic process. NCBI's taxonomy places the organism in Eukaryota, Viridiplantae, Streptophyta, Magnoliopsida, Malpighiales, Euphorbiaceae.